AUGCCUGCUAUCAUCAGACAGUUCAUCCUCCCUGACCUUUUCGCGUUGUCCUCCGCGUUCCCGGACGCCACUAAUCCACACUGGAAGCGUGCCUGUACUGAGUCUAGAGACUGGGUCAACAGCUAUCGCGUCUUCUCCGACGAGGAGCGCCGUGCUUUCUUCACGCAGGGUCAGAGCGAGCUCCUCUGCUCUCAUGCCUACCCCUACGCCGGCUACGAACAGUUCCGCACAUGCUGCGACUUCAUCAACCUCCUCUUCGUCCUCGACGAGAUCAGUGACGAGCAGACCGCAGAUGGUGCUUGGGCCACAGGCCGCAUCUUUCUCCAGGUACUUCAAGAUCCCGAAUGGGAUGACGGCUCCAAAGUCGCGCAGAUGACGAGAGACCUCCGAGCCCGCGUGGUUUCUACCGGCGUCAAGCCUCAUACCUUCCGUCGGCUCGUGCACAUGUGUAGGGACUACAUAGCAUCUGUCGUCGAGGAGGCGGGGCUCCGAGAGCGCGGCGAAGUCCUUGACAUCGAGUCUUACAUCGAGCUCCGCCGUAACAACAGCGCCGUCCUUACCUGUUUCGCUCUUAUCCCAUACAUCCUUGGUAUUGACCUGCCCGAUGAGGUCGUCAAUGAUCCCAAUUUCUCUGCGCUCAACCUCGCGGCGGUAGAUAUGGUCUGCUGGGCCAAUGAUAUCUACUCUUACGACAUGGAACAAGCCAAGGGCCUCGAAGGCAACAACAUCAUGACUGUACUCACGGAGAUGCAUGGUCUGACCAUGCAGGAUGCGAGCGACUAUGUCGGCGAGCAGUACAAGGCCCUGAUGGACCUCUUCCUCGACAACCAAGCUGCCCUUCGAUCUUUCGGACCGUCCGUAGAUGCUGACGUUCGUCGUUACGUCGAUGCUGUCCGCCACUGGCCCCGCGGGAAUCUUUCCUGGUCGUUCGAGACGCCUAGGUACUUCAGGGAGAAACGGGAGGAGAUCGAGAAUACCCGCGUGGUGAUUCUCAGGCCUCGCCCGGAGCCCAAGAUGAAGAGCCAGAAUUGAUUGGGUCUCGGAAUAGCAUGCCCUGGUCGCCCAUCACCGACUACUUCCUUCCAAAUCUGGCCCUUUUCAUGUUCGCCACAUACUAGCACGACUCGGAACUUGGACUUUUUCUUAUUUAUAUCUUUCUUUUCGUUCUCCGCUUUCACACGAACUCUGUAUCAAUAGGUCCACUAUCUCCAGACUAUGCCCAUGUUUUGUAUCUAUAUUCGUUCCUACUACCAUUUUCAUUCCCCGAACAUCUCCGCGAUUUAUUUGGUUCAGAGCGCUACCGAUCGAGCCGUGAUAACUUAUACGUGUUG
This is a messenger RNA of Stereum hirsutum FP-91666 SS1, 1331 nucleotides long. RefSeq names its product terpenoid synthase. Bases 1 to 1032 code for a protein of 343 amino acids. NCBI's taxonomy places the organism in Eukaryota, Fungi, Basidiomycota, Agaricomycetes, Russulales, Stereaceae. The transcript has 5 exons. The record is from RefSeq and is a predicted model, not a curated record.